UAAGUGCUAUUGUCCCCCCCCCCCCCGCUUUUUGUCCCCACUUUUUUAUAACCCACUUUACUGAGCUAUAGUUUACACGCAGUGUACAAUUCAUUGGCUUUUUAGUAUAUUCCCAACAUCGUAUGGUCGUCACCACUAUCUAAUUUUAGAAUGUUUUCAUCACCCCAGAAAGAAACCCCGUACUCAUUAGCAGUCACUCCACCUUCCAUCCCCAGCCCUGGGCAAUCACAAAUUAUUCUCUUUGAUGCUGAGAAAAUGGAGGCUCAGAGAGGGUCAACAACCUGAUCAAGGCGGCACAGCCAGUGAGUGAUAGAGCCGGGGUUCAAACCCAGGUAGCGGGACUCCAGAGUCAGUGCUCCUCGAAGGACCGCCCGAUGUCUUGGCUGCGCCCCCCUCCCCCCAACAUGCCCUGCUACACGUUGCUAACAGCCCGGGCUCAGGCGUGUGUGAGCACCAUCCAGACACGUAGGCCCAGGCGGCAACACGCGUCUCUCUCCCGAGGUAGACUUGCGAGUCCAUACAGAAAAAUCUCACGCCCCUCGGAAGGACAGCCAACGUCCCCUCCUCUUGAACCUUCUCUUCCAAAGCCCAGCUCCUGGAAGGGAGGGUUGGCUGGCACAGGAACCAGCAGCAACAGGGGAGCUAAAGUGGCCAGCGAGACCUAGGUGGUUUGAGAGUUUUAAAAGGAGAAAUCCCCGUAUCGCCUGUAGCCGAUCACUGUAACUAAAAUCCAAUGCCAACACAACAUUCCAGAACAGGUCCCGCCCGGGUUGGGGCCACCGGUUGGGGCCACCGGCUAGGCCUUGCCCUGCCCACAGGAGGACUCAAGGAACUCAGCUCCCACAUCACACUUACUCUCUUUCCUUCUGACGCUCACUCUGCCCUUUGCUUCUUCUGUCCUUCCCCCCCCCCCACCCCCCGCCGCCUCUUUCUUCCUUACACUCCUGCUUUCACUCCCCAAAACUUCAAACAAACAGACAGACAGACGAACGUUUGUGGCCAUCCUCUUGACUCGAAGAUUUGGGAAUUAACGUGAAACUCUUGCUGCCUCUGAUAAGGGAUGAGUACAGGGAGAGACAAAAGGAAAGGUAGGCCAGAGAAGGAGUCUGUUGGAUUUGGUUUGGGGUUUUUUCCUCCUUCUUCUCGCUCCCUCCAAAGCGGAGGAUCCGGCCGGGCCAGUUUGGAUAUUUAUUAAGAAAAAGCCAAAGAUAAUUAACUUUUUUGUUUUUGUUUUGUUUGCGGGUGCCUCCCCUGCUGGCACUGCUGACUGCCUGGCAAAUUAAACCUGCUCCCUGCCCCGGCGGCGGCGGCGGCGGCUCUGCUGUCGGCUGUCCCGACACCGCCGGGGCCCAUCAGCUGCCCACCCAGCCACCCACCUUGGGUUUCAGACCUAGGGUCGCUUUAUGCCACCACCGAUGCCACGUCCCCAGGCUCUUGUGACUUCUAGAGCAGCCUUUAGAGCUGGAGUUUGGGACCAAGGAGAGGAGAAUGGAUCUCGGUACAGCUGAAGGCACCCGGUGCACCGACCCGCCCGCAGGCAAGCCCGCGAUGGCGGCCAAGCGCAAAGGAGGCCUGAAGCUCAACGCCAUCUGCGCCAAGCUGAGCCGCCAGGUGGUGGUGGAGAAGGGGGCAGAGGCGGGCCCUCAGCCCGAGGGCAGCCCGCUGCGGCCACGGGACCGGGACCGAGAGGCCGGCGUGGCCCGGGGCGUCCGCAGCGAGGAAGACAAGAGGCGGGCGGUGAUCGAGAAGUGGGUCAACGGCGAGUACAGCGAGGAGCCCGCGCCCGCGCCCAGCCUGGGGCGGAUCGGCCGCGAGGGCCUGGAGCUGCCGCCCGAGGGCGUCUACAUGGUGCAGCCCCAGGGCUGCAGCGACGAGGAGGACCACGGCGAAGAACCCCCCAGGGAUGGCGGCGGCGUCGCGGAGGAGAAGGAGUCUGACGGGGCGGCCUCCAAGGACGACAGCGGCCCCAGUACCAAGCAGGCUUCAGGAGAGGCCUCCUCACUCCGGGACUACGCGGCUUCCACUAUGACCGAGUUCCUCGGCAUGUUUGGCUACGAUGACCAGAACACGAGGGACGAGCUGGCCAGGAAGAUCAGCUUCGAGAAGCUGCACGCAGGCUCCACCCCCGAGGUGGCCACCUCCUCCAUGCUGCCCGCCUCCGAGGAUGCCCUCAGCAAGCGGGCGCGCUUCUCCAAAUACGAGGAGUACAUCCGCAAGCUCAAGGCCGGCGAGCAGCUCUCCUGGCCGGCCCACGGCACCAAGGCCGAGGAGCGGGCGGGCAAGGACGUGGUGGGGCCCCUGCCCGGCCUGCGGCUGCCCAGCAGCACGGCGCACCUGGAGACCAAGGCCACCAUCCUGCCCCUGCCCUCACACAGCAGCGUUCCCAUGCAGGGCCUGGUGGCCCGCACCUCCAAGUACGACUUCUUCAUCCAGAAACUGAAGACGGGCGAGAACCUGCGGCCCCAGAACGGGAGCACCUACAAGAAGCCAUCCAAGUACGACCUGGAGAACGUCAAGUACCUGCACCUCUUCAAACCCGGGGAGGGCAGCCCCGACAUGGGCGGGGCCAUUGCCUUCAAGACGGGCAAGGUGGGGCGCCCCUCCAAGUACGACGUCCGGGCCAUCCAGAAGCCGGGCCCCGCCAAGGUUCCGCCCACCCCCAGCCUGGCUCCUGCACCCCUCCCCAGCGUGCCCAGUGCUCCCAGCGCCCCUGGGCCAGGGCCCGAGCCGUCUGCCUCCCUGCCCUUCAACACUCCCGAGUACCUGAAGUCGACCUUCUCCAAAACAGACUCCAUCACCACGGGGACCGUCUCCACUGUCAAGAACGGAUUGCCCACAGAUAAACCAGCUGUCACCGAAGAUGUAAACAUUUACCAGAAAUAUAUUGCCAGGUUCUCCGGCAGUCAGCACUGUGGCCAUAUCCACUGCGCCUACCAGUACCGUGAGCACUACCACUGCCUUGACCCGGAGUGCAACUACCAGAGGUUCACGAGCAAGCAGGAUGUGAUCCGGCACUACAACAUGCACAAGAAACGCGACAACUCCCUGCAGCACGGCUUCAUGCGCUUCAGCCCGCUGGACGACUGCAGCGUCUAUUACCACGGCUGCCACCUCAACGGGAAGAGCACCCACUACCACUGCAUGCAGGUGGGCUGUAACAAGGUGUAUACGAGCACGUCAGAUGUGAUGACCCACGAGAACUUCCACAAGAAGAACACCCAGCUCAUCAACGAUGGCUUCCAGCGCUUCCGAGCCACCGAGGACUGCGGCACGGCCGACUGCCAGUUCUACGGGCAGAAGACCACGCAUUUCCACUGCAGGCGCCCCGGCUGCACAUUCACCUUCAAGAACAAGUGUGACAUCGAGAAGCACAAGAGCUACCACAUCAAGGACGACGCGUAUGCCAAGGACGGCUUCAAGAAGUUCUACAAGUACGAGGAGUGCAGGUACGAGGGCUGCGUGUACAGCAAGGCCACCAACCACUUCCACUGCAUCCGCGCCGGCUGCGGCUUCACCUUCACGUCCACCAGCCAGAUGACCUCGCACAAGCGCAAGCACGAGCGCAGGCACGUCCGCUCCUCGGGCGCGCUGGGGCUGCCGUCCUCGCUGCUGGGCGCCAAGGACACGGAGCACGAGGAGUCGAGCAACGACGACCUGGUCGACUUCUCGGCCUUGAGCAGCAAGAACUCCAGCCUGAGCGCCUCCCCGACCAGCCAGCAGUCCUCCGCCUCCCUGGCCGCCGCCGCCGCUGCCGCCGCCGAGGCCACACCCGGUGCCGCCAAGCCGCCCAACAGCAAGAUCUCCGGGCUGCUGUCCCAGGGCCUGCCCGCUUCCAUCCCGCUGGCGCUGGCCCUCUCCAACUCAGGCCUGCCCACCGCCGCCCCCUACUUCCCUAUCCUUCCGAGCCGGGGCAGCGCCUCCUUGCCCGUGAGUGCCCCCGGCCUCCUGGGCGCCAUGUCGUCCGGGGCAGUGGCCUCGGCGGCAGCCGACACACCCGCCCUGGCCGCCUCGGGAGCCGGUGACUCUGCCCCGGCCGCCGCCACCUCUGUCCCGGUGCCCCCCGCCUCCAUCAUGGAGAGGAUCUCGGCGAGCAAGGGCCUCAUCUCACCCAUGAUGGCCAGGCUGGCCGCGGCUGCCCUCAAGCCCUCUGCCACCUUUGACCCAGGAAACGGGCAGCAGGCCACCCCCGCCAGGUUCCCCCCGGCCCCGGUGAAGCAGGAGCCCGGUGAGAGCGCUGGCGCCCCGGUUCCCCACGAGGUCUCCCAGGACCGCAGUUUAGACCUGACUGUGAAGGAGCCCAGUAAUGAAUCAAAUGGCCAUGCAGUCCCGGCAAAUUCGUCUCUCUUAUCCUCGCUUAUGAAUAAGAUGUCUCAGGGCAACCCCAACCUUGGCAGCCUGUUGAACAUCAAGACAGAAGCGGAGGGCAGCCCCGCCGUGGAGUCCUCGCCCUUCCUGGGCAAGGCCGUGAAGGCGUUGGUUCAGGAGAAGCUGUCCGAGCCCUGGAAGGUGUACCUUCGAAGGUUUGGCACCAAGGACUUCUGUGACGCCCAGUGUGACUUCCUUCACAAGGCACACUUCCACUGCGUGGUGGAGGAGUGCGGCGCGCUUUUCAGCACCCUGGACGGGGCCAUCAAGCAUGCCAACUUCCACUUCCGGACGGAGGGAGGAGCAGCGAAGGGAAACGCAGAGGCUCCCUUCCCCACCUCGGCUGCGGAGACCAAACCUGCCUUGGCCCCCUCGUCCCCUCCAGCGCCUCCUGUCACCACAGCCUCUCUGGAGGGUCCCACUCCCAGCCCGGCUGCCGUGCCCUCCACCCCCACGCUGCUCGCCUGGAAGCAGCUGGCUUCCACCAUACCCCAGAUGCCUCAGAUUCCAGCGUCAGUGCCUCACCUGCCCACUUCGCCCUUGGCGACGACUUCUCUAGAAAACGCCAAGCCCCAGGUCAAACCCGGAUUCCUCCAGUUCCAGGAGAACGAUCCUUGCCUCGCCACGGACUGCAAGUACGCCAACAAGUUUCACUUCCACUGUCUCUUCGGGAACUGCAAGUACGUCUGCAAAACCUCCGGCAAGGCUGAGUCCCACUGCCUGGACCACAUCAACCCCAACAACAACCUGGUGAACGUGCGAGACCAGUUUGCGUACUACUCACUUCAGUGUCUCUGUCCCAACCAGCACUGCGAGUUCCGGAUGCGUGGACACUACCACUGCCUCCGGACCGGCUGCUACUUUGUGACCAACAUCACCACCAAGUUGCCGUGGCACAUAAAGAAGCACGAGAAAGCCGAGCGGCGGGCAGCCAACGGAUUCAAGUACUUUACCAAGCGCGAGGAGUGUGGCAGGCUAGGCUGCAAGUACAACCAGGUGAACAGCCACUUCCACUGCAUCCGGGAGGGCUGCCAGUUCUCCUUCCUCCUCAAGCACCAGAUGACCUCCCACGCCCGGAAGCACAUGCGGAGGAUGCUGGGCAAGAACUUCGAUCGCGUGCCCCCCUCCCAGGGCCCCCCGAGCCUGAUGGACACGGAGACAGAUGAGUACAUGGAUUACACGGGCUGCAGCCCGGGCGCCGUGUCCUCUGAGUCGCCCACCAUGGACCGGAGCUGCUCCAGCACGCCUGUGGGCAACGAGAGCACGGCGGCAGGCUGCCCGGCUCCUCCUCCUCCUCCUCUUCCUCCUCCUGCUGCCGCUGGCGACGAGGCUGCCCGCGUGGCUCCGCAGCCCCCACUGACCCCAUCCUUCUCAGCGGCCGUGCUCCGGGCGCCCCUCCCCUCCCUCCCAUGCCUCUUUUCUCCGCCCUGUCUCUCAUACUCUCUGCUCAGUGCCACUCUCGGAGCCACCCGGGGCCUGGGCCACCCGGUCGGCAGCCCGCCCCGCCUCCCGCCCGCCACAGCCACCGCAACUCCAGUAAAAAGUGACGUCCCCCUAGUUCAGGAUGCUGCAGGGAACACCAUCUCCAUGCCCACAGCCUCCGGGGCCAAAAAGCGCUUCUGGAUCAUCGAGGACAUGUCGCCGUUCGGCAAGCGGCGCAAGACGGCCUCCUCGCGGAAAAUGCUGGACGAGGGCAUGAUGCUGGAGGGCUUCCGGCGCUUCGACCUCUACGAGGACUGCAGGGACCCGACCUGCCAGUUCUCGCUCAAGGUCACGCACUACCACUGCACGCGGGAGAACUGUGGCUACAAGUUCUGCGGACGCACGCACAUGUACAAGCACGCGCAGCACCAUGACCGCGUGGACAACCUCGUGCUGGACGACUUCAAGCGCUUCAAGGCCUCGCUCAGCUGCCACUUCGCCGACUGCCCCUUCUCGGGCUCCAGCACGCACUUCCACUGCCUGCGCUGCCGCUUCCGCUGCACCGACAGCACCAAGGUGACGGCGCACCGCAAGCACCACGGCAAGCAGGACGUGAUCAGCGCGGCGGGCUUCUGCCAGUUCAGCUCGAGCGCCGACUGCGCCGUGCCCGACUGCAAGUACAAGCUCAAGUGCUCGCACUUCCACUGCACCUACCCGGGCUGCCGCCACACGGUCGUGGGCAUGUCGCAGAUGGACUCGCACAAGCGCAAGCACGACAAGCAGGAGCGCGGCGAGCCCCCCGCCGCGUCCCCGGGCCCCGCCGUCGGCCUGGACGGCGCGCUGUCGCUGGGCACCGAGCCCGGGGCCCCCCUGCUCUUCCUCCCGCCCGCCGCCGCCACCGCCGCCGCCGCCGCUGCUUCCGCGGGCCUGGGGCUGGGGCCGGGCGAUGCGGGCGACCCGGGGGACCCCGGCCCGCCCGACGGCCCCGGGCCCCGCGACGGCCCCGCUGCACCCGCGCCCGGCCCGGUGGCGGCUGGGGAGUCGUCGCAGGAGGACGAGGAGGAGGAGCUGGAGCUGCCCGAGGAGGAGGCGGAUGACGACGAGGACGACGACGAAGACGACGACGACGACGAGGAGGACGACGACGACGACGAGGACGACGACGAGGACCUGCGCACCGACUCGGAGGAGUCGCUGCCCGAGGCGGCGGCGGCGGCGGCGGCCGCGGGGCCGGGGGCGCGGAGCCCAGAGCUGGCGGCCCCGGCGCCCGCCACAGCGUCGCCCUAGCCCGCCCGUCGGGGACGCCUCUCCCGCCCCCCUCCCGUGGUGGCCAUUGUGAUUCCUUUUGUAAGAGAUGCUAUUUAUCUGUAACGCUGCCCCCCCCCCGCCCCCGCCAGAGCUACGCGAUCGCACCCGGUGCCGGCGUGGGGAGGCGCUCCGGGCUCGGGGCGGCCCCGCCGGUGCUUCCGGACCCCGAGUCCGUCUCAGGACAGAGGCGGGGGCCUCCCUCUGGUGCUCCGGGGCCGCCCCCGCCCCGCCCGCGGCGCGCGGCCAGCGGCUGGAAGGACAGGCUGCGAGCGAUCCUCCUCUGGCUGCACUUCGGGGAUCUUCUUCAGGGAAACAGAAGGUGCUCUUGUCCGGGGUGGGACCGAGGAGCGGGGGCCCUGAGGGCGAGGCGGGCGCGCAGACACCCGGGCAACCGCCCCGCGCGCCCCUCCCCGCGGCCGGACCCCGGGCCCCGCGACCACGCCGGUGGGAUUCCUCAUUGCUCAGGACUGGGAAGGGCGCCGGGGGUCACCGCGACCCCCAGCCCUCACCCCCAGAGGCGGGCCCCACUAGCAUCUGGCAGGGCCUCCCAUUCACGCAGCUAAGACCCUCCCUCCUGGCCCCGGGGGGCGGGGGAGGGAGGGGCAGAGGCGCCAGCGCCGGCGACACUGCAGGGACCGCGGAGGAAACCUCACGGAAUUGGCAGAGCCGGGGCGCUGUGCCCCGCCGCUGGGCCCUGCCCCGGUGUCUGCUCCCGAGGGCUGGGGCCCGGAAGAGGCGCGUCUCGGCCGUCCGGGGACUCCCAGGCCCCAGCCUCUGCCCACGGAGGGCUGAGGCUGUGUCCGCUUCCAUACCUAAGAGCGGCAGGUGCUGGCGUGCUGGGCCCGGCAGGGGUCUCAGCCACCCACGUGGUGGGAACAGGAAGGAUACCACUGUUUGGGGCUUUAAUAUUCAAAAUGGGGGAAAAAAUGCGAGAAAGCUGUACAGUAUUUUUCCUGUAAAGGUUAUUAUUCUACAUAGAACAAAAAGAAAAAAAAAGGCAGGUGGGCCGCGAGAGCACAGGCCCGCCUCGGACCAGCCCUGAGGUUGGAGACCGAGUGCAAUCGCUCACGUGGGAUUUCGUUUCGCAUUUAUUUUAGAGGCCUUACCAGUUUGAGGCUGUCUGUCUUUACACUAGCACUGACGGGAGCUGCGUGAUUCCAACUUUUAACUUGAAUUUUGUAGAAACAAGAAAAAGGACUAUUACUGUUGAUACAAGUUUGUAGUUAACAUUUGAGUUUUUCUCUAUUGGUUAUGCGUGUGGCUUUAUAGGGCUUUUUUUUCCCCCCCCUCGGUUUUUAUUAUUUUGUUUGGGAUGCUUCUUUGCCAGUGCAACCCACCCAGACUUGGGUCCCUUUUCAAAACACCCCCACUUCCUGGAGAGGAUGAGGCCACCAAGCCCAGUUUGGGGGGGGUGGGCGCCUGGCUGGUGCACACCAGGCCACAGGCUCUGAGGGCGACAGGGACCCAGCACAGGCGACCCAAGCUUCCCGUGUCUCCAGUCCCGGCCACCAGCCUGGCUCAGGUUGGACCCUGAGACUGUCACAGGGAGAGAGCCAAGCCCAGCCUAGAGGAGGCCUGUCUCCCAGAACCUCCUCCCCACAGAUCUCCAAGGGGAGCCCCACCUGAUGGUGGGGAGGUGGGCACUGGUUUUCUUUUUUUUUCUUUUUGUCCGUGUGUGUGUGUGUGUGUGUGUGUGUGUGUGAGUGUGUGUGUGUGUGUGUGUGUGUGUGUCCUCUUGGCUGCCCACAGCCAGAGAGCCGGGAUCAUCUGCACUGGACAGAGGGAGCAGGGAGGGAGGAGUGGUCAGACGGAGCGUACCUGAUUCAACAGGGAGCAAAUCGUUUCCUAAAACGUGUCCCCUACCAGAGCCUCCUGAAUUCUGUGGGCGCCUCGCGCUGCUGCUGACAUUCGCCCGGGCUCUGUGCCCUACCACAGAGCUGCUGGGUGUGUGGAGGGAGUUUUGUAAAGGAAAAAAAACAAAAGCAAAAAACAAAACACAAAAACAUUUUUCAAUGUAGCAAAAUUAAACAAAACAAAACAAAAAAAA
Neofelis nebulosa (Clouded leopard) is the source of this 9142-nucleotide messenger RNA. It is a transcript of the gene CASZ1, whose product is annotated as castor zinc finger 1. NCBI's taxonomy places the organism in Eukaryota, Metazoa, Chordata, Mammalia, Carnivora, Felidae. The transcript is spliced from 20 exons. Gene Ontology annotation, biological process: positive regulation of transcription by RNA polymerase II; regulation of neuron differentiation. Gene Ontology annotation, cellular component: nucleus. Gene Ontology annotation, molecular function: RNA polymerase II transcription regulatory region sequence-specific DNA binding; DNA-binding transcription factor activity, RNA polymerase II-specific. The coding region runs from base 1489 to 7074 and encodes 1861 amino acids. The record is from RefSeq and is a predicted model, not a curated record.